Messenger RNA from Melanaphis sacchari, 2650 nucleotides. Its product is annotated as ras-specific guanine nucleotide-releasing factor RalGPS1-like. Gene Ontology annotation, molecular function: guanyl-nucleotide exchange factor activity. The record is from RefSeq and is a predicted model, not a curated record. The transcript has 15 exons. Gene Ontology annotation, biological process: positive regulation of GTPase activity; Ras protein signal transduction. Gene Ontology annotation, cellular component: plasma membrane. Bases 641 to 2485 code for a protein of 614 amino acids. Lineage: Eukaryota; Metazoa; Arthropoda; Insecta; Hemiptera; Aphididae.
CUACGGACGGCCGAGUGAUAACGAUCAGACCGAUCAGUAUAGGGCAUAGGCAAGCAACGCACUGUUUGUGUCGGCCGUCGUGCGCGCUCGGAACUUAUUUAUUAUUAUUAUUAUUAUUAUUAUUACUAUUACUAUUAUCACUGUUGUGUUUAUCAUAUUAUUAUUUAAUAAUAAUAAAAUAUUUCAGCAUUAUAAAUUAUAAUAAUAUCGUUAUUACUUAUUACACGCGAGUACGCGACAACGUCAACAACCACCAGUGACGUCCAGUACGUCGUGAAACGGCAGCAUACGUUUACCUCGGAUCCUUUGCCACUACAGUUAACGUUUCCUUCCGACUGAUUAUUUGUGUACGCGUUUUUUCGGCGCCCGUUUCGCGGUUUUCUGAUCGCGUCUCGUUGCUUCUCGAUUCUCCCACGUGAAAAAAAAACUCCGUCUGACCGAUAGUCGACCAUAACGUAAAGAUUUAACCGCUUCGGCCAAUUAAAAACAAGUACAGCAGAACACACCUGUCGUCGCAGUUUUUCUUUUGUCUACAACACCGUUCAUCAUACUUCCAAACAACUACCUUUGAUACCAAGCUACUCCUGCUCAGAGAUUUUGUUCUUAAUCAACCGCACUGAAUAAUGAAUAUUAGUUAUCUAUGGCAAAGAUGAGGUAUGCAGAUAUGCCCAGAGAUGUUUCUAUUGACAAUUUCCCUUCGCUUAACGUGUCUGAGAAAGUAAAGUCAAAGGCAUACGAUGAUGAUGAUAAAUUAGAACACUUAGUUUCCAACACAGAGUAUAGAAAAUUAACCACAUACAACUCUUUGAAAAAAAAUCCAUCAAAUUUUUCAACUCCGUCGUUUGAACAAAGGCAUAGAAGACGUCUUUCAGAAACAUUAACAUGUGGUUUGGCAAGACAAUGUAAAACUCAUAGUCUUCCUUGUAAUAUGACAUUAAAACAUCCUUACAGUGUUUCACCGGUUGAUGAAAAAGAUGUUGAUAAGGCUAAAGGUGUUUUGUCUCCUGGUAUACUUCCGGAAGAUUGGGCUGCCCAACUAACAUUAUUAGAUUUAAGUAUAUUCAGUCAAAUAUCUCCAGAAGAGUUGUCUUCAUGUUCUUGGAACAAAAAGCAAAAAUUAGAAGUUGCACCAAAUGUAGUAGCAUUUACUAGGCAAUUCAAUCAUGUAUCAUUUUGGGUUGUUCAAGAAAUAUUGAAAGGUACUACUCCAAAACUGCGUGCUGAUUUGAUUACUCAGUUUAUUAAGAUCUCCAAAAAAUUAUAUGACCUUAAUAAUUUCCAUUCAUUAUUUGCCGUUAUUUCCUCCCUUCAAAGUGCUUCAGUUUAUAGACUUUCCAAAUCGUGGAGCAAUGUGUCGAAGAAAGAUCGGCAAUCAUUUGAUAAAUUAGCCAAUGUUUUCUCAGAAUGUAAUAAUUGGAGGAAUCUUCGGGAUCACCUAGAAACCUUACGUUUACCAUGCAUACCUUAUUUAGGUGUAUUUUUGACUGAUUUGGUAUAUGUUGAUAUGGCACAUCCUCAUAAAAGUAGUGGCUUAUUAGAAUCUGAAGCAAGGCGACUGAAAAUGAAUAACAUUUUAAGAGUAAUAUCACAUAUGCAGCAGAGUCGAUAUGAUCAUUUGAUUCGGUUUCCUAGGAUAAAUGAUUAUUUAAACUCAAUUAGAUAUAUUGAAGAACUGCAUAAGUUUGUUCAAGAUGACCAAUAUAAAUUAUCAUUAAAAUUAGAACCUUUAUCCUGCCAAACAGAAAACUCUAGAGGUUCCAAAGAAUCUGUUAAUCAAGUUUUGUUAGAUUCAUUGAGUUUAUCACCUGCAAAAUCAACAGACUUAAUGCGAAUAAGAAAAUUUUCUUUGUGCAAGCAGCAACAGCAAAAAACAAAUUGUUCAAAAUACCGCAGUGCAAGUUUACCGCGUAGUUUUCUUAAAAAACCUGUGAAUCAAUCUGCAGUAUGUAAUAAUAAUAGCUUGAUCCAUAAAUCUGAUGAAGGAAUAUUGUCAACUGUUAACUCAAGGAAUUUACUCGAUGAUUCGCUUAUUGAAGAGAAUACAUUAGAUUUAUCCAACUUAAAUCUGUCACCCUCUCAUAGAACAUUGAAAGGAGCUCAUAAAAUAAGUUUAGAAAGUUGUUUAAGGCGUAAAGUGGUUUUAAAAAAUGGACGAAAACCAGCUGUGACAACUUGGCAGCGUUAUUGGAUACAACUAUGGGCAUCAGUAUUAAUUUAUUAUUCACCUAAGUCAUUUAAAGGUUGUAAUAGAAAUGACUUUAAACGAGAGCCGUGCAAACUUUGUCCAUUAAAAGGAUGUACUAUAAGUCUUGGUGAUAACCCAGAUACAUUUUUAAUCAAGUAUCCUGAUCAAAGAAAUACUUAUAAGUUUCGAGCUGAGAGUGACAAUACAGCUUUACAAUGGUAUAGACGAUUGUACCAUGCUGCACAGUCAGUACAUCAACCCGACACUAAAUUACCCGAUAACCUUAUAAGUUUCGACUGAUUAGUUUUAAAAUUUCAUGUGAAUUUUUUACUUAAAAAUAGAAAACAAAAAAAAACUUAAAAAUCAGAUUAUUUUAUAAACACAACCUUUGAGGUUAUUUUAAUAUAAAUAAUAUUUAUAUGAGAGUUAAAUUGUACUAAAAGUGAUAAUCGUUACCAAAGAUGA